AAACAACAACGCGCACCUACGUGUCCUACCGUAUUUCCUGUAUCGGGCUUGACCACUCUUUCGUUCGCAUCUAGAUAUUAUUACAAACCGGUUGCCAUACAUACCGUGUGACCGCAUGUACGACAUAAAGUGCGAUGUAAAAAACAAAUCCUGGGAGAUUCUGGAGAAAAAAAAUCAGAUCGAUACGAUGCAUCUCCGAAAAAUCAUCAAAGCAUCGAAAGAAUACCUUAAAUAAAUAAUUGCAAAAACAUGAGGCGUGUGAAACCGAUUCAAAUUUCGAAAAGCAAGUUUUCGAGUUCCAAAGGCAUUUCUAUAUAGAUAUUUGGAUAAGGGAUUCAAUGAGUGAGCAAAAUAAGGUUGUUUGCGGUCCGCAAAUUUAAUCGCUAUUCCAGGAUCGUUAAAAGCAACGAACGAUAAUCCCGAUAACGAAAUAACGUCGGCCUGAACUGGUCGCUCGUCUGUCUCGGCGUAGAUAGGGUUUCGGUUUACAGUUACCGUGAGGUUCGUGUCACGAAUGGUGACUGUAACGAAGAGGGCAUUUUUCUGAAGAAGGAGAGAAAGCCCUCGGUGAAUAAUCUAUCGAUUCGUUAGCAGUGUCGAAUUACGGAGCUCGAUCGUUGCACACGACAUUUGCGCAUACGACGCAUCUCUCAAAUCAUAUCGUCACAUACGUAAUCUCGGGUGUUAAUUAUCUCCGCGACAAUCACGAUGAUGUUGCAUUUCGAAAAUUAGCAGCAAUAUUUGCCGAAGAUCAUUGCAUCGACGAUGCGCAACAAUCUGCAUUGUAUCCAGAAAAUCUGUACAUCACCGACUUUUGCGAUCGAUAAAUUUUGAUGAGUUUCCGCCUCUGCUAUUUACAUUCAUGAUUUUCGCGCAUGAUAUUCAAUUGCAAAGAAAGUUACAAAAAGCAGCGGGCGGACCAAGCGCAUCGAGUGGUGGUAGAGCGUUACGCGCGUGCUGCGAGAAUCGCGCAUUUUUAGCGCCAAUCUCGACGAGGCACCUCGUCACGCCUUGUCGUCGGUUUCUCAUUCUUCGGGCAGCGGUCGAACUGCACUCCGGGCGAAUACUUUCGCUAUUACGCUCUUAUCUGCGAUAUCACGUAAUCCGCGAUUGCGUUUCGAGGUCGCUUCUGCUACCACCGCGAGAGAACAGCGCGAGAGAAACUUGUUCGAAAGAAAGAAAACCUGGUGUUACAUCAUAUUCUACGUCGGACAGUGUCAAAUAGUGUGAAAAUGCUGUCGACGUCCGGAUUCGACGUGCCGCCGCGACAAGAUCGUGCAAAAGGCACGAUGCUUUCUUGGCAAAAUUUGUCCGUUUACGCGAUGGACCGGAACCGGCGCACCAUAAGCAAGCAGCUCAUCAAUAAUAUGCGAGGUGUGGUGCGACCUGGCGAACUCACCGCAAUCCUAGGAGGCAGCGGCGCUGGGAAAAGCUCGCUGAUGACGGCAUUGGCAUUGCGCACAGGAUCCGGCGUUGUAGUGCACGGCGAUGUUCGCGUCAACGGCGUGUCGAUCACUUCCUCAUACAUGAGACGUCACAGCGGUUUCAUGCACCAGGACGACAUGUUCAUUGAGACGAUGACGGUGCGCGAACAUAUUUGGUUUAUGGCGAGAAUGAAAUUAGACGGACGAAUCCGCACCUCCGAUGUUCGGCUCAAGAUCGAUCGCUUGCUGAGGGAGAUCGGUUUAAUCGAGAGACGCGACACUCGCAUCGGCGGCACCGACGACAACAAGGUCCUGUCGGGCGGAGAAAAGAAGAGGCUAGCCUUCGCCACCGAGCUAUUGACGGAUCCUGAAAUACUGUUCCUGGACGAGCCGACGACAGGACAAGACGCUCACUCCGCCGGAGUCCUCGUAUCGCACAUGACGUCUUUCGCGUCGAGAAGUCGCACGAUCUUGUGCACCAUACAUCAGCCAAGUUCCACCAUCUUCGAUAGCUUCCAUCGUAUAAUCCUUCUGGCAGGCGGUAGAAUAGCGUUCGCUGGCACCAGCACGCAAGCACGACGAUUUUUCUCCAGCCAAGGCUACGAAUGUCCACGCAAUUAUAAUCCGGCUGAUUUCUUCGUGACGACUCUAGCGAUCGCGCCCGGCGAUGCGGACGGAAGCGGAAGAAGCGCGCAGAAGAUCUGCGAUGCGUUCCUCACGAGCGAGGCGUGCAACGAGAUCGAUGUUAUAUUGCAACAGGAGCUCGACACCGCUCGUCUGCAGGGCGCCUCAGAAGGGAAUGAAUCACCAGUCUUCAAGGAACCGCACUGGUGGCUGCGGUUAUACUGGCUUAUCCAUCGCGGAUUCUUGCAAGUUCUGCGAGAUCCUACCGUGCAAUUUAUCAGGAUAUUGCAGAAAGUGAGCGUCGCUACAGCCGCCGGCUUGUGUUUCGUCGGUGCCGUGAAUUUGGAUCAAUUGGGCAUUCAGGCCGUCGAGGGUGUUAUAUAUCUUCUGGUGUGCGAGAACACCUUCUUCCCGAUGUACGCGACCUUAGCGUUGAUCCCGCAAGAGCUGCCGCUGCUUCUUCGGGAAUAUAAAGCGGGCAUGUACUCGGUUCAUCUUUACUACACAGCGCGCAUGAUAUCGCUGAUACCUGGUCUGCUGAUGGAGCCGGUGCUAUUCACCGUUAUAAUAUAUUGGCUGGCGGGAUUGCGCCCGGCAAUUGACGCUCUCGGCUUCACCAUGUUGAUAGUAAUAUUAACGAUGAACGUAUCCACCGCUUGCGGCUGUUUCUUCUCAGCCGUUUACGAGAACGUGCCGCUAGCGAUGGCCUACUUGGUACCUUUCGAUUAUAUUCUCAUGAUAACUAUGGGACCUUUCAUUAAACUCAGCACAUUGCCUAUAUACGUCCAAUGGGUAAGAUACUUCUCUUGGCUGCUACACUCGACGGAAACUCUUACGAUUAUUCAAUGGAGAGGCGUGCAUAACAUAUCCUGCGAAACGACCGAGUCGGAGCUACCUUGUCUUAUCGAAGGCACUCAAGUUUUGGACCGUUACGACUUUGACGAGCGCAAUUUUUGGCCCGACAUCGUCCUUAUGGCCGUCAUAUACGUCGUUUUCCAUUUCUUGGCGUACAUUUUUUUGUGGAAGCGAUGCAAAUCGAAAUAAACGGAUUUUAACUACGA
Messenger RNA from Linepithema humile (Argentine ant), 3109 nucleotides. NCBI's taxonomy places the organism in Eukaryota, Metazoa, Arthropoda, Insecta, Hymenoptera, Formicidae. The record is from RefSeq and is a predicted model, not a curated record.